CAGAGCUUUUAGGUAGACGCCGCAGCUAAUUAAAAAGCCAUAGACGAUGAUGGCAGAAAAUCUGUUAUAAUAGUCCCGGGUUCCCGGUUGUUUCUCCACAUUUUCGAUCUCCUGUCUCGAGCUUCUUGUCUUUUUCUUCUAGAACAAAACGGCGAUCAUGGUGCUUGGCUUUCAGCUCUGAGGUGACAUUUUUUCUUAUAAGCAUUAUAUGUGAUCAGUGUGAUUCCUAUACUCUCAUUCAUUUAUCUUAUCUUUUUUUAGCCUCUACGGCUGUCUAUCAAACAUGGUCUGCAUACCUUCUUGGCUCACGAGGUUGGGCGCUCGUCUUGCCAAUCGCCCAUUCAUCUUUACUUUUGCCGUCUCAGCCCUCUUCGCAUCCAAGCUCGCCCACAUCCACAGCCACCGAAACGCCGUCGCUACCGGUCGAUUAUUCACCUUUUUCAGCACAUUCUUCGUGCAAGAUAUUCUCGUCCUUCUUUUAAUCCGACUCCUCCUCGAUCAAUGGUCUCCCAGGACCCAAAUACUACACUACGCCACUACAGCAGUCGCUGGUUUAUUAAUAUUAUACAACGUCGCUCUAUCGUUAAUAUCCAUUACUUUUUACCUCGUCUCCGGCGCCGAGAUUCACUGGCGAAACCUCAACCUUGUGUCGGACCCUACUUCAAGAGCUAUCUUCCUUUCUGGUCUCGUGACCUUCAUCUUGGUCGCUUUUUGCUUGAUCGUCCUUGCUUGGCUGCUUCAGAAUGUGUGCUAUAGAGUGUUUGGGUGGGGUGCGGAUAUGCUCCAUUUCCCUUGGGCUAUGGCGCGAACUGCGACAAACCGAUUCUUGAGGAAGCGAAAUAUCUACAGUCCUCUUCCCGAUCCUGAGCCUGUCAUUGCCGAGGAGAACCAGUACGACGAUGUUGAUGAUGAGGCUUGGCUGGAGGACUUUGUCGAGCAUGGCAAAUCGCAAACUCUGUAUUCUCGAAUCUCCCAACGAGUCAGCACUUUUGGCGUCCGAGUGCAGCCUUCCACCGUGAGGCGCAUUCACUACGGCAUGCCAUACUUCUUUUGGUCUCUCUUCACUAUCGCCAUGAUGGUCUUGUUACUCGAGCGCCCCGAUGAUCGCUCUCUCCUCUUCCUCUCAUGGACCACCGGUCUCCUUCCCUUCGUCGACGUCUCAUCAACCGCACCACUCCUCGAUCAACUCCCUUCCAAGUUCGAACAAGUCGGCAUCCAGCACCAGUGGGAUGAGAAGUCAGCCCUUGGCGAGCCCCCAAAGAUGGAUUGGCUGCCUAAGGGUAAGCCUCUGGCUGGCUUUGAGGACUGGUAUACACCCAACGAGCUUCACUACAACGCCGCCAAGGAUCCCAUGAAGAUCUCCAACCUCGACCAGCCUGUGCUGGAGGAGCUGAAGGAUAAGCUCAAGGAUGUCUCUGUCAAGCAUGUCAUGCUCUUCCUGCUCGAAAGUACCAGGAACGACAUCUUCCCCUUCAAGAAGGGUGGUCAUAUGUGGGAGAAGUUCAAGGAUUCUUACCCCGAUAAGAAGAUUCCUGAGGACGUCGAAGAGAGACUCAAGAACUUGAUGCCCAAUGCCCGAUAUGUCACUGGCGAUUACGAUGAUGGUUUCAAGCACGACAAGACACCUAAGCGUGGCGGUGCUCAUUUCAGCAACGCCUACACCUCCGGCACUUACACUCUCAAGAGUCUCGUCGGCACUAUCUGCGGUCUCAACCCCCUCAUCGCCGACUUCAACCUCGAUUACAAGCGUCACAUCUACCAACCCUGUCUCCCUCACAUCUUCGACGCUAUGAACAAGGCUGAAGAUGAGUCAGCUGCCAAGUGGAAGUCAUACUUUUUCCAGACCGCCAUGAUCCACUACGACAACCAUCACAAGCUCAUGGCUGCCUGCGGUUACCCCGAGGAGAACACCCAGGACCGAGACUCCCUUCGCAGCGAGAACGCCAAGCACCGUGUUGAUCUGGAGGACAUUAACUACUUUGGCUUCCAGGAGGACCCUCUUGAGGAUUACAUGCGCGAUGCCUUUAAUGAUGCCAAGGAGAACAACGGUCGUGUCUUCCUUACGCAUAUCACCAGCACGAGUCAUCACGCUUAUGGUAUCCCUAAGAAUGAGACGUACACUGCUAUCGGAGCUGGCAAGGACAUUGAUGAGAUGUCGCAUUACGCCAACGCUGAGAGCUAUGACGAUAAGUGGAUUGGCAAGGUUCUCAAGAUGUUGGAUGAUCAAGGUGUUGCAAAUGAGACUCUCAUCGUCUUCCUUGGUGAUCACGGUGUCUCGCUGGUUGAGAAUGGCAAGGCCUCUCCUUACUACAACCCUAGCGUUGGAUCAGAUCAUGUCCCGCUUGUUUUCUCUCAUCCAUCUCUUCCCGCUUUCAACGUCGAGCACGCCGUUCACUCCACCCAAGUUCUACCGACCAUCCUGGAUCUCAUGCUCGAGAGUGGCUCAUUCGAAGGCGUUAGUCGCAAGGCCGCUGAGUCGCUCGUCGGAAAUUACGAAGGCCAGUCCCUCUUGCGCCCCAUGCAAAUGGUCAACAACCAAACAGGCCAAGCCCAAUGGCAUUUCACCGUCGUCAACCCCGGCCGAGCCAUGCUCAACGUGCGUGACGUCCGCUAUCCCGACCGUCACCUCAGCGUCCCUCUCAUCGACAACACCGAGUGGCGCCUCAGCGACCUCUCCGUCGACCCCUUAGAAAAGGACCCCAUCCAGGCCUUUGACUAUCUCUCCUUCUUGGACUCUGUGGAGAAGAAAUGGGGUGUUGAGUGGGCGCAGUGGGUGGAGGAGGGUGCUUUCAUGACAAGGUGGCAUGUGCAGGAGAAUGGAAAGCGUUGGCGUUAUGAGCGAAAUCCUAAUGUUCAAGAGACAAGGGAUCAAUAAAAAAAAACUGGGGAGUUUAGCGGUAUAAAUAAUGAAGAUGUAUGAAUAGUUUGCAUUUUAGAGUUUUGCAUGGCGAUAUCCAUUUACUACUAGUUUUGGUUCAUUGAUGCCUCUUGUCGUGAAGUCUG
Molecule: messenger RNA, 3003 nt
Organism: Fusarium oxysporum Fo47
Lineage: Eukaryota; Fungi; Ascomycota; Sordariomycetes; Hypocreales; Nectriaceae
Product: alkaline-phosphatase-like protein
Exons: 1
Coding region: 284-2875 (863 amino acids)
Molecular function (GO): arylsulfatase activity
Source: RefSeq, a predicted model, not a curated record